CUCUUUUUCAGCAUUCUUGGUCCCCAUGGUAACCAAACCACCCAGCAGUCCGCUUUAGGUUUCCCUCCCUUUGGCUGCUCGCCCUCCCACAAAGUUCGCUCCACUGAGUACAAAAACGCGGCGCCGUAACCCAGUGGAGAGUGCCUGUGAGGGAAAGGCUCUCUCUAAAGCGGGCUAUGCAGCCGACCUGAAGGGAGAAAUAAAGCACUUAAGAAAGUGCGGGAAGUAAUCUCCUCCUGGCCUCCCUUCUCCUUCCAUUGAAGUCGUGCUUUCCGCAUCUUGAGCUGGGGGCGGGGCCUGUGUUGCCAGGGUAACCACUUCGCGGCUAGAGGCGUCCGGAGUCGGUCGAGGAGCUCAACAUGAACAGGAAAAAGCUGCAGAAGCUCGCUGAGUCGCUGUGCAAAACCGCUAAGCACUGUGAGUGGAAGACGGGCCUUCCCUUCUUCACUCCCACCUCUUUAAUUGCUACCGUCAAUAAAUUUGAAGUGGAAUGUCUCAUAAAGCUUUUCAACAAUUUGGGAGUGGAGCCCAGUGACCGUCAUGCUGCGGUCGGUUUGGAUCGUAAUUCAUUUCGAAACAUCCUACAUGUUACAUUUGGUAUGACAGAUGACAUGAUUAUGGACAGAGUGUUCCGUGCUUUUGAUAAAGACAAUGACAGCUGUGUCAGUGUAACAGAAUGGGUAGAAGGUUUAUCAAUAUUUCUUCGGGGGACAUUAGAAGAAAAGAUGAAAUAUUGUUUUGAGGUUUAUGACAUGAAUAGCGAUGGAUAUAUUUCACGGGAAGAAAUGUUUCAUAUGCUGAAGAACAGCUUGCUAAAACAGCCAUCAGAAGAAGAUCCCGAUGAAGGAAUUAAAGAUUUAGUAGAAAUAACUUUGAAGAAAAUGGACUAUGACCAUGAUGGCAAACUUUCUUAUGUGGAUUUUGAAAAUGCUGUAAGGGAUGAAAAUCUCCUUUUAGAAGCAUUUGGACCAUGUUUACCUGAUAUGAAGAAUUGUGCCUCCUGACUAGGUGGGACAAGAAACCUAGGCAGAGAGAAGGCACAUGGUAACCCAGGAAAUCAAAUAUAUAUGACUGAGGCAGAAAUUUUUUGAAAGCUGAAAAAGAAAGACAAGCGCUUCCUCUCGCAGUUUGAUUGCAAUUCCUGCCUGUGGAUGACUGGCAGCACGCAAGAUCCUACCUUGACGGACUAUCAUCCAGGGAAAACAUGUAUAGCCAUGUCUAGCAGUAAUAUCUGUGAAUUCUACUUCUUACUUUUUUUUCCAGAAAUAUGCCUCUUAACUAGGUGGGACAAGAAACCUAGGCAGCGGGGGGGGGGGGGGAGAAAGAAGAGAGGUCGUCAUGGCAGGUGAAAUGUAGCUGGUACGAAGCAGCAGCCCUCUGUGAAAUGAUUUCAAAUGGUAUUUAUAUCUUUGGUUCAUGGAAUAAGAAAAAAAAUUCCCUCAAGAUCUCCUAAGCUCUAUUUUAAAAUUUACCUUAGGUCUCUCUUAAUUGUCAUUCACAAGAAGAUGACAGGCUAAGAGCUAUUUCAUGAGAUACAUUUUUAUACUUAAGAGCAGAUUCCCAUACAUAAUAAGCAUGUACAGCAUCAGUUAGGAAGGGCACCCAUGAACAAUAAUGUGUGGCAACACAAAAGAAGCCAACCAAUAGUUUUCUAGUCAACACUCAGCUGAGUUGAGAAAUGAAAAAAAGCUGCAACACACAGUUGGGCACCCUUAAGUCACAAAAACAAUAUGCAUAUAUUUUGUAUUCAAGAAUCAAUUCCAUUCACUAUUACUGUAUGAAAUGGCUCUUAAAUUGUAAUCCUACUUUUUACAGACAUGUUCUUAAAGUCCACUGAAAUCAAAGCAGAUUAUUACUGGGGUGUUAAUAUUCUAGCAUGAAGUGGUUUAUACUAGGGAUUUAAAACUGAAGUUAUGUCAACAUCAGUAUCUGUAUUAAGAGGAAUAGUUAUUGGUCACCUAAGGUAUUUGCAUAUCACUCUACAAGUUGUGUCACUAAUUUUUAGAACCAUAACAAAGGAGUAGCCCCCCUAAGAUAUGAACAAAAUUGUUUUUGCUAAUUUUUACACCAACUUACAGCCUUAAACAGGAAACGCCAGUAAACUAGAAACGUCUCCCCUUCAUUCUCCUCCCAAAUAGCUAUCCUUAAGGAAUCAAUAUAAGAUAUGUAAGGGCAGCUUUUCACUGGAAGUAAACAAAUGCUACCUAAUUUCAGAAUCACAGACCACAUAUUUUGAAAAUGUUGAAUGAGAGUUUACUACAGCAUACCUCCUUUAGUUUGUUACGAAUCAAGUUUGCUGAAGUAUUCAGUGAAUCAUCCUCCAUGUCUAUUUUAAGUGUUUCUGGUAACCUUGGACCAAUAAUUAUUUCUUCACUAUUAGUGUCUUUUCCAAAAAGGGCAAGUUUGUUGUCUUCAUCUCGUCUUCUCUUUCGUUCUAGCAGCUGAGUUGUUCGGGGCAUAAAUCUGCCAAGUCCAUUAUUCCGAGGAACCUUUCUUUGCAGAUUGCAGUGGGCUAAUGUGUUAUGAACUCCUUGCUGUAAGCUCUGAGUCUGGCUAAAACAUUCAGCUGUCUCAGCACAGUCACCAACAUUCUGAGGUGCUGCUAACACACUCUGACACUGCUGUCCUAAAAGAGAGGCCACAUUUCUCAGUGACAGUUCACAGCAGGAUGACUGGUGGUGAUCUGAAACAUGGGCAGAUGGAUUCCAGUUACUAGUGGCUGCCUCAAAUGUACAAGCUCCAGAAGCUUCUAGCUGUAUUGUCUUUUGAAAACUUUUCUUGGAGUUCUUCCUCAGUAACUGAUCUUGAAACAUAAAACAGAAGCAGUUAAUAUUUUGACUACCUAACAUUUUUACAAAAAAGGCUUUUAUGAGUACAACUGCAUUACAAUGGAAGAACUUAAAAUUAAGAUUGUAUUCCUAACUCAGCGUUCACAUUUCAAGAUGACUACUAGUUUGAGUUACUAUGAAAAUUUUCAGAAAUGAUGAUUGGCACUAAUGGGAACAUUCUGCAAAGGUAAAUAGUGUUCGGGGUGGCAGCAUUAUCACAAUCGCAGCAGGGAAGAAAACAGUCUGAAUGUUCCGUUCCACCUGCUGUGGUCCUGAUCCUGCUUUUUUUGGGGGGGUGCAGCAGUUAUUUGCAAUUCAAAAAAGUGCAUGUUAAAUGCAAAUAUGCUGAUGUCACCAUAGCUUGGCCAAGAGUUUACCAUGGUAGGAAUCAGGAUUAUAGGGCCAUGUUUGCUUUAUCACUUAGGUGUUUGGUGCCCUGUGCUCCUUUGGGAUUUAAUAUACAAGAAUAAUUUAAUAAAUAAUAACAACAACAAAGGCAAAGCAUAAGAAUGCAAAAACACUUUUCUACUAGACUGGGGAGCCAGUGGAAAGAUUCUCCUUUUUUCUCUCUAUGGCAAUUAAAGUAUUUCUUCCUGGUUAGACGGAUGGUUGGCAUCCUUUUAGGAUGGCAGCUUUAUACAUUUGUUCAAAGCACUGGAUUGUUUUAAUAAACUAAUAGUCCAACUGCAUGUUGCAGGAAUCUGUCACUAGUUAUGCUGUUUGCUUCUACUAUUUCCUUGCAGCACACCAUGCUGUGGUGGAUGUGGAGUAAUACAGUAUAGAUUCAGAUUUAACUGAAGUGUACAAACCUAAGAAAUUUCCUUUUCAAAAAUGUGUUCAGCCACAAACCUUUGCUACUAGUUGCUUUUGCUAUAUACUUCCUUCUGUCUUGCAGUUUCUCUCUGGUCUCCUGUACAGUCUCAAAUUCUGGAGCAUAGCACACAUGCAACAAACUGCCAAAGAAACUCCGUUCAUCCAGUUUUCUUUUGGCUACUCUAAAGUAUUAGAGUAAAGUAAAGAUUAAAGUUAUAGUCAGUUAUAGAGCCCAGUUGAAUAAGCAAACAUUUAAAAUCUCUUUAAGUUCUAAACUUAAAGUUCAGCUAUAGCAUUAGAAAGUUCUAAACUAAGUUCAGCUAUAGCAUCAGAAAAAUCAGUUUAAAUUGCAUGCAACUAGCUUGUGAAAAAAAAACUCCGCAUUGAACUACUAGAGAUCUAAAGUGGAAAUGAAGACAGGCUAUUAUUGCCAAACUAUUAAUACCUUGCACUCUGUAUUUUUUGAAACUUGAUCAGGUAGACUUCUGUAAAUUCUUCUGCUGGAUAGUCAUCUAGUGGAUUAUAUUCUUCAACGGUCCCAUACAAUGCAAACUGCUCAACUAAUUCCUUCAUAACACCCAAGGCAGGGACACCUUGUAUCAACAAGUAUCGAGAUUCUAAGUUGAUUGUGUACACCUAAAAAACAUAGCUGCAUUAAUACUUUGUGACAGAGAUGACUCAGUUACAAUCUCAAGUACUUGCUUGUUAACAUAUGCUUAAUAUUUAAGUUUGACAUGCUAUUUUGAACACAAUUGUUUGAAAAGACAGCACAUGCAACUCUACUGUAAAGCAAUUCAUUACAAUUCUUUGAACAUUACACAGUAGAAACAGAACUUGAUCAUUUAAACCUCCAUGUACGGUUGCCUGCUAUGGCCAAGAUCCAACAGAACAAGUCUAAUUUUUUUAAGCCAAUACUGUGCUGAAGUGUAUAAUCUAUCAAUAAACAACUUAUAUAAUGUUCAAACAAGAAAAAUGAAUAUUAGUUAUUGAGCAGUAUCCAAAUGUUAAUAAAUAACAAUAAGUAAAUAAUACGUCCUCUCUCAAGACCUAUUCCUUGCUUUAUUUGUAUCGUAUCUACAGCUUGCAUUUAUAUCAAUGGAGCCCACUCAUGUCAAGAAGCAUUCGCAGGGCCCAUUAUUUCUUAUGGCCCUUAAGAUAUCUCCUAUUAUUUCCAAAGGAAGUGCUUGCAAUUUGUCCCCUCAAGGAAACGUCAAGACGAGGCAU
Rhineura floridana is the source of this 4865-nucleotide messenger RNA. It is a transcript of the gene CLXN, whose product is annotated as calaxin. Gene Ontology annotation, molecular function: calcium ion binding. The record is from RefSeq and is a predicted model, not a curated record. Lineage: Eukaryota; Metazoa; Chordata; Lepidosauria; Squamata; Rhineuridae. Bases 360 to 1004 code for a protein of 214 amino acids. The transcript is spliced from 6 exons.